Molecule: messenger RNA, 1297 nt
Organism: Cololabis saira (Pacific saury)
Lineage: Eukaryota; Metazoa; Chordata; Actinopteri; Beloniformes; Belonidae
Gene: psma5
Product: proteasome 20S subunit alpha 5
Exons: 10
Coding region: 97-822 (241 amino acids)
Biological process (GO): proteasome-mediated ubiquitin-dependent protein catabolic process
Cellular component (GO): proteasome core complex, alpha-subunit complex; nucleus; proteasome core complex
Source: RefSeq, a predicted model, not a curated record
UCGGUAGAUUUGGGUGUUACACCGCAGACGCUUCCCCCCUGAAACUAGCGAACUCAUUCAAGAUUUGUGGCUUAAGGUCCUGUUGUGAAGGUUAACAUGUUUCUGACCAGAUCGGAGUAUGACAGAGGUGUGAACACAUUCUCUCCAGAAGGACGGUUGUUCCAGGUUGAAUAUGCCAUAGAGGCGAUAAAAUUGGGGUCCACAGCUAUUGGUAUCCAGACAACAGAAGGAGUCUGUCUGGCUGUGGAGAAGAGGAUCACCUCCCCACUGAUGGAGCCCAACAGCAUUGAGAAGAUCGUGGAGAUCGACAGUCACAUCGGUUGUGCCAUGAGUGGUUUGAUAGCUGAUGCUAAGACUCUGAUUGACAAAGCAAGAGUGGAGACACAGAACCACUGGUUUACCUACAAUGAGACUAUGACAGUGGAGAGUGUGACUCAGGCUGUGUCCAACCUGGCACUGCAGUUUGGUGAGGAAGACGCAGACCCCGGUGCCAUGUCUCGGCCCUUCGGUGUAGCACUACUGUUUGGUGGAGUUGAUGAAAAAGGCCCCCAACUCUACCACAUGGACCCUUCAGGAACCUUCGUACAGUGUGAUGCUCGGGCCAUAGGCUCUGCGUCAGAAGGAGCACAGAGCUCUCUUCAAGAGGUCUACCACAAGUCCAUGACAUUAAAAGAUGCCAUCAAGUCGUCUCUCACCAUUUUGAAGCAGGUGAUGGAGGAGAAGCUCAACGCAACCAAUAUUGAGCUGGCAACAGUAGAGCCUGGUAAGACCUUCCACAUGUACACCAAAGAGGAGCUGGAGGACGUAAUCAAGGACAUCUAGAGCGGAAAGGACUUGGGUUUUUAUUCUGGCCUGGCGACAAGAGGGCAUGGAAGAUGUACCUGGGUUUAAAGUCAAAACAACCACAACUCUCUAACCACCCGCUGCAUUUAUAAUUUUUUCUUUCUUCUUUCUUCUUCUUUUGCUGAUGUCAUAACCUAUCUCUUGUCCCUCGUUGUCUGUGCAUCUCUGCACAGGAGUCUGACCAGCGCUUAUAACUGGACAGGGGCAAAAGUAGAGGUUGGAUGGGUGAUAUUUUUUGUAACAGAUCAGUUCUACAAUAAAACUGUUGUAUUCAGAAAGUGACUGACUAUUUUAUUACUUGUUUUGUUUUUUUUGUCUUUAAGUUCCUCAAGUGUAUUAAAAUCCAUUGGUUGUUCUGUGCACGUGGGUGGAAAACGGUCUAAAUGCAGAUGCAUACAUUCAGAUUAUUCAUGUCAUUUCUUAAUUAGAAAUAAAAAUAGUUUUUCCUAAACUA